GGAAGUUCCCCCCGCCCCGGCGCUCCCCGCUCGCUCUGUCCGUGGGGCUGCGCGGCACCGUUCAUGGAAGAGAUGUCGGGAGAAAGUGUGGUGAGCUCAGCAGUGCCGGCGGCUGCGACUCGCACUACCUCCUUCAAAGGGACGAGUCCGAGUUCCAAGUAUGUCAAGCUGAACAUUGGUGGUGCCCUCUACUACACCACCAUGCAGACCCUGACCAAGCAGGACACCAUGCUGAAGGCCAUGUUCAGUGGCCGAAUGGAAGUCCUCACGGACAGCGAAGGCUGGAUCCUGAUCGACCGCUGUGGAAAACAUUUUGGGACAAUACUGAACUACCUGCGUGACGGGGCAGUACCGCUCCCCGAGAGCCGCAGGGAGAUCGAAGAGUUGUUGGCGGAAGCAAAAUACUACCUGGUCCAGGGGCUGGUGGACGAGUGCCAAGCAGCCUUGCAGCAGAACAAAGAUGCGUAUGAACCGUUCUGCAAGGUACCAGUCAUCACAUCUUCUAAAGAAGAGCAAAAACUUAUAGCCACUUCUAACAAGCCAGCAGUGAAGUUGCUAUAUAACAGAAGCAACAACAAAUAUUCCUACACCAGCAACUCUGAUGACAACAUGCUGAAGAACAUCGAGCUAUUCGAUAAGCUGUCCUUGAGGUUUAAUGGGAGAGUGCUCUUUAUAAAAGAUGUGAUUGGAGACGAGAUCUGCUGCUGGUCUUUUUACGGGCAGGGGCGGAAGAUUGCCGAAGUUUGUUGCACUUCCAUUGUUUAUGCUACUGAGAAAAAACAGACAAAGGUGGAGUUCCCAGAAGCCCGCAUUUACGAGGAGACACUGAACAUUCUGCUGUACGAGUCCCAGGAUGGCAGGGGACCCGACAACGCGCUCCUGGAAGCCACAGGAGGGGCAGCUGGCCGCUCCCAUCACUUAGAAGAAGACGAGGAGCGAGAGCGCAUUGAACGCGUGCGAAGAAUUCAUAUUAAACGUCCGGAUGACAGGGCCCACCUGCACCAGUGAGCUGGCCGAGAGCCGCAGACUGCGCAGCUCUGUCCGCAAGGUGCUGCCCUUUGUCUCACCGAUUAUCUGCAGCGGAGGACCAGGCGGUUUAACUUCUGUUCAGCAAAGUCUGUAAAUUACGUUUUGUAACAAACUAGAUUAUUUGGGGUAUUUAAAUGCAGUAGUUCUAGGACAAGAAUAAAUAAGGUUACUGGGCAUACGAUAGAUACUGUAAGGACUUAUUGAGCAGCUGGAGAGAUGCCCUGAAUUUUUAGCACUCUUGUCUUUGCUAUUUUGUGGCUAGAGAGGAAGAGGGCUGGCUUCCUUUGGCUUUGGUAAUUGUCCUGCACUUUAAAAACGAAACAAAAAUACAAACAAAAAAAAAAGUCAGUCGGCUGUACACCUUCCCUCCAGGCACUUGUUGACCCUGUCUCUUAGACCUUCAGGCGUGAGAGAAAUGCAGUGAUCUAAACGCACCAGAGCUCCCUUUCUCCCAGGCCUGUAAGCGAUAGGGUGCCUUGGUGACUCCCAGAAGGACGAGUGACACACGUGCUGACUCGAUUCGGGUAGUGCUGGGGAGCAGAGGGAGCCCUCUCGGAGUGGUGGGAGGGAGCCAGGGGAGCUGCUUGGGCUCGGCUGGCUGUGGCUCCCCGCAGCUCUCGCGACCUGCUCCCUGAAGGUUUCAGCUGGAGCUUCUACAGCACUGAACUGUGGAGACCCACCCCUGCCAUAUCCCUGCAGUGCAAGGGUGGAAGAUGUUAAAAUUCCUCCAAAAGGAGGAUCAGGAGCAAAUUGUAUGUGAUUGCUUUUCCUUAGGGUGGUGUUGCUACCGGUUAGCGCUUAGAAUUUGUGCCUGAGCCCGAGUCUCAGCUGGGGAGUUAAUUUCCAUCAGCUCGGGGGUCAGUAAGCUGCGAGCGGCGCUUUCUUCACUGCGGGUAAAGCAGUGGUCACCGCGGGUUCAAACACUCCACCCCAGCUGGGGGGAGGCCAGCAGCCGUAGUUCAGUUCUGUAACUGAUACAGGAGCAUUGUCUUGCUUUGAGCGAGGGCAACGCGAGUACCAUGAAGAAGAGGAGUAGACAGGGGCCCAGGGGCAGUUAUUCCUCGUUUGACUUUAUCCUGAGCAUAUUCCAGGUCUUUUCAGAAACGGCAGCUGUGUGUGACAGGGCAGAGCUAAAAUGUUGUGCAGAGAAGAUCGCUGUAGUCUAGUUUUCUAAGAGUACUUUUCUAUUAUAAAUUAAUAUUUUAUCUACCUCCUCGUCUCUUGUUGCCUGUUGUGGAGUCAAGUAAUAAUUAUAGUGGAAGAUCGUGUAUUAUUCAGUAGGACUGGAUGCUAAAGGAUAAUGAGCAGAGCCACAGCUGUAAUGGUUAACGUAACAAAUCCUGAGAGGGAGAGAAACCUGAUGUAGGAAGUCUUAAACUCACAAUCAGGCUGGCACCUUGGCAGACACCAGAGUACUUUGGCCUAUUCUAGAGUUUUUUGACUGUUCGUCUGGAAUAUCUAGUGCUGGCCUUGAUGGCCAGACGUCUCAUACAGAGCAGCAGCAGCUCCAUGUUCCUGUUCCUCAGUGAGGUGGGUAUUUACUUCUGCCCAGCUUCCUGCUGCGAGGAUUCCUCCUCCUGCCUCAGGGCUGUUAAUGGCGUGUUAACAUGUUAAAAACCAAAGGUGUUGUCAGCUCACCAGCUGCAUUACUCCAGUGCUUCUAUUUCAGAGCCGUUACAUCCCAAACUAUGUAUAGCUUGUCUUAGAGGCGAAAAUAAGGCAUUAAGUGUUCGCUCAGUGGUACAAUUUUGGAUCAUCGAGUAAAGCUAAAAUGAUUUCAAAGUUAGGCUGAGGUCAUCUUUCUAGUAACCAAAGACUUUUCUAAGUUCCAGGCAGCUGGUGUCUGUAACUCGUACCUGUCUCCUCUACUCUUUGUCCUUCAGCUACUGGUUUGUAGGUAAGAGCUCAAGAGUAAACAGCUGUAUCAGUUAUACUGUACUCGGCAGCUUCAGCAAUGUCCUGACAGUUACAGGCUUCUGUUUUAAGCUGUAUUUACACGUGUUUGCAACACACUUAGGGUUUGUAGAAGUCCGUAGUGCAGAUUGUCGUUGUGAAGGACGCAGUGCCCCUCCCUUCUUACCUUCCUUGUGCGAUAAGCUGGGGAAUGGGGAAGGAAAGUCCUCUGAAUUGCUCUGUUUCUUCAGCACUGUGUACUUUGACACUUACUGGUGUGUUACUGGGCUGUUUGUGGGUUUCUGAGCACCUGUAACAGACCUGUCCUGGAAGGCGUCUCGCCUCUGUGCUAUGUGAAGCUGUUCAGUCUGACUCCUGUGUCUCAGCAGUCCCGCUGUGCUCCCGCUGGCCGGCAGCGGGUGAAACGGAAACACCAGCCCAUUCCCGUAGAAUACGCCGAUAGUCCUGCAGCAAACCCUGCUCGCUUCGUUAACGCUAGAGCGCUGGCUCUCUCCUGCGAGGCAGGAGGGACAGGCCAUCUUCAUCCUCGCUGUGCUGAACUGCCUGCUGCGGCGCAGGGGGGACCCCAGCCACCCAGCGCUGGCCGCUCAGACGAAACCCGGCCAAGUCCUGUGGUACAAGAGCAGGUUCAGCUCCAGGAGGUGACAUGUGCUGACACCAGUGCUAAGCACCUGACAGAUCACAUCUACGUGAUUAACUUCUCUGUAAAUAGAUUCUUAACUGGCUUCAGGAUUUCCUCUUUCAGGUUUUGCAAACUAAGUUCUUAAAAAAAACAACAAAAAAACACACAAAAAACCAGGGGAUGAUUAUUUUUAAUCUUUGUACAGCAGUUUAUAUAGUUAUUGGUUUAGUCAGUCACUCCAGGAGAGUUUGAGUAAGUUUCAGUUUUGUUACUGCAUUUAUGGGCAGACUCUGCCUUAACACACUCCUGACUUAACCCUCUGCGUGCUGUGGUUGUGUAGUAAAGUUGUACCGCUGUCAUGUUAGAACGUCCUUUACCUACUGGCCACUUGUCCUUGGUCUGUGGAGAGAGACUUUGUUAAUGCCAUUGUACAAAUGCUCUCAGCUCUUGAGCCUUUUUACUGUAAAUGGUUUUGCCUCUACAGCUUGCAGGUGAAGAUGGGGUACGGGGCAGCCGUCCUGGGCACAAGCAGCUCUUUAGAUUGUCUGGUACCGCCUCCUGUCCACGGGGACUGCAGACCUGUCUGCUUUGAUCCUCUGCGCCCCGCAACAGACACUAAUAGUCACAGUACAGCAGAGCCGAGCUGACUGAAAUCUUGCUCGUGGACGUGAUUUUGUCCAUCAGCAUCAUACAGAAAAGCUGGUCUAAAAGCUGCACCUUGUAAGACGGUUAGGGCUGCACAGUAGAGGCAAAGGCGACCACCAGCCCCCGGCUUAAAGCUCCCUGACAGGGGCUUUACUCCCACCCACCUCUAUCAGUGUAGCUGUAGGACCAAAGCAGCUGCUCCUGUAUUUCCAUAAGGCAGGUUUUAGAUCCCAGCCCUUGUGGAAGGCUCCAGGCUCCAGUCUUACCUUAGAGCAAGGGGUAGGCAGAACCUUUCAGUCCUAGUGGAGUUGUUCCAUUGGACAAUAGCAGUGAAUUCAUCUGUUCUGUACAAUCAUUCCCUCCCACUUUAUACUUAUGCACAAAAAAGCUUAAGCUGGAUUUCAGUGUAUGGUUGAUGUUUGCAAUAUGUACUUGGUUUUUUUUUAAAAUGUAA
Messenger RNA from Chroicocephalus ridibundus (black-headed gull), 4664 nucleotides. RefSeq names its product potassium channel tetramerization domain containing 10 (gene KCTD10). Gene Ontology annotation, biological process: protein homooligomerization; negative regulation of Rho protein signal transduction; proteasome-mediated ubiquitin-dependent protein catabolic process. The transcript has 7 exons. Gene Ontology annotation, cellular component: Cul3-RING ubiquitin ligase complex. The coding region runs from base 64 to 1008 and encodes 314 amino acids. The record is from RefSeq and is a predicted model, not a curated record. Gene Ontology annotation, molecular function: protein binding; ubiquitin-protein transferase activity. Lineage: Eukaryota; Metazoa; Chordata; Aves; Charadriiformes; Laridae.